CUCCUCUUAUCUUCUCUCUUCCCUCUAGUGAGAACCCUAAACCCUUGCCAUCACUUGCCAGCAACCCUGCCUUCUCUACCUCCACGUGAACCGCCAACCACCGCCAUCAUCACAGCGGCCUGUCAGCACCGUCAGCAAACACCAGCCACCGUCGGAAGCCUACCACCGCACUUAACGCAGCCAUCCUUCACUACUUUAUUCUUCCUCUUCCCAUAUUGAGGGAACAGAAGCACUGUUUUUUUGAGCCUUGAAAAUUGCAUUGGAGAUGCCUGCAUUUUCUGUGGCAAGUGCAUGUAGAGCACCCACAACCUCUAGUGUCAGUCCUAGAUUUCUUUAUCCUUUUGCUUCUUCAAAGUCACGCUUUCAAUCGACUGUAGUAGUUUCAUCUCAUUGUGGAUUGUUGGAACUCAAAUUGAACUCUUUGCAAAUUAAAGCUAUGGCACUGUCUGAAUCCAUCUCUACUUCAGAAUUGGAGUCUUCCUCUAUUGCUUCAGGCUCAGGGAUCAAACGAGCAUUGAUUUCCCUAUCCGAUAAGAGUGGUUUAGCUUUGCUUGGAAGCGGCUUGCAAAGUUUGGGAUUCACAAUUGUUUCAACCGGAGGAACUGCAACUUCUUUGGAAAAUGGUGGGGUUUCUGUGACUAAAGUGGAGCAGCUAACAUGUUUUCCUGAAAUGCUUGAUGGCCGUGUAAAAACUUUGCAUCCUAACAUACAUGGUGGCAUCCUUGCUCGACGAGACCUUAAGCAUCACAUGGAUGCUCUGGAUGAGCACGGAAUUGGAACCUUUGAUCUUGUUGUUGUCAAUCUAUACCCCUUUUAUGAUAAAGUAACUUCAGCUGGAGGUGUUCAUUUUGAGGAGGGCAUUGAGAAUAUUGAUAUUGGUGGACCUGCAAUGAUCAGAGCUGCUGCGAAGAAUCACAAGGAUGUUUUGGUGGUGGUCGAUCCGCAAGACUAUCCUGCACUGUUAGAUUACCUGAAUGGGGGUCAGGAUGAUGUUCUGUUCCGUAGGAAGCUUGCCUGGAAGGCCUUUCAGCAUGUAGCCGCUUAUGAUUCUGCUGUUUCCGAGUGGCUGUGGAAGCAGACUGGAGCAGAUAAAUUUCCUCCCAGCUUUACCGUACCACUGUCCCUUAAAAGCUCUCUUAGGUAUGGAGAGAAUCCUCACCAAAAAGCUGCAUUUUACGUUGACAAGAGUCUCGCUGAGGUUAAUGCUGGGGGUAUUGCUACAGCUGUUCAACAUCAUGGAAAGGAGAUGUCAUAUAAUAACUACUUGGAUGCUGAUGCUGCUUGGAAUUGCGUUUCUGAAUUCAAGGAUCCUACUUGUGUUGUGGUAAAGCAUACAAAUCCAUGUGGAGUAGCUUCACGUGAUGACAUCAUUGAAGCAUACAGGCUAGCUGUCAAAGCAGAUCCAGUUAGUGCCUUUGGUGGCAUUGUAGCCUUCAAUGUUGAAGUUGAUGAGGCUCUUGCAAAGGAUAUUCGCGAGUUUAGAAGCCCUACCGAUGGUGAGACUCGGAUGUUUUAUGAAAUUGUGGUUGCACCCAAGUACACAGAAAAGGGACUUGAGGUACUUCGUGGAAAGUCAAAGACCCUAAGAAUCCUUGAGGCAAAGAAGAACGAUGAAGGAAAACUUUCUUUACGGCAAGUUGGAGGUGGUUGGUUGGCUCAGGAAUCUGAUGAUUUUACUCCAGAGAAUAUACAAUUUAAAGUUGUCUCUGAGAAAACCCCGACAGAAAAGGAGUUAGGUGAUGCACAAUUUGCCUGGCUUUGUGUAAAACAUGUAAAGAGCAAUGCUAUAGUGAUUGCAAAGAACAAAUGCAUGCUAGGCAUGGGUAGUGGGCAACCAAACCGUCUUGAAAGUUUAAGGAUUGCUAUGAGAAAGGCCGGAGAUGAAGUCAAAGGAGCAUCUUUGGCCAGUGAUGCUUUCUUUCCAUUUGCGUGGAAGGAUGCAGUAGAAGAGGCUUGUGAGAGCGGUGUAAGCGUCAUAGCAGAACCUGGUGGUAGCAUUAGAGAUAAGGAUGCAGUCGACUGCUGCAAUAAAUAUGGCGUCUCACUUCUUUUUACUGAAGUGAGGCACUUCCGACACUAACCGUGUAUCUAGAUGGUCUGUAGAUGCGGUUGCGCUUUCUCGGCCCACAAUCAUUGAAGGUUGUCAUGCCCGGCUAAUAAUCUUUUGAGCUACUUGGAGAAGUGUUGAUGGACCAAAAUAUGAUAUUUGUCAUUUGGUUCAAGACCGUAUUGAUUUUGGCUUCUUCAAUUAUAAAGGAUGUGUUGUAGUCUAUCCAUCUCAACAAUGAGAUUGCUCUCUACCAAAUUUUCUGUUCCUAAAGUAUAAAUUAUAGAGCAUGAAUCGGAUUCCAACAGAAAUAAGGUAUUUAUACUUCCUCUGUAUUUAAACGUAUUAUUUCUCAAAAAAUUAAGUAUUAUUCGCAAAAUCAUUAUA
Amaranthus tricolor (Joseph's coat) is the source of this 2434-nucleotide messenger RNA. RefSeq lists its product as uncharacterized. Gene Ontology annotation, cellular component: cytosol. The transcript is spliced from 13 exons. NCBI's taxonomy places the organism in Eukaryota, Viridiplantae, Streptophyta, Magnoliopsida, Caryophyllales, Amaranthaceae. Gene Ontology annotation, molecular function: phosphoribosylaminoimidazolecarboxamide formyltransferase activity; IMP cyclohydrolase activity. Bases 266 to 2080 code for a protein of 604 amino acids. Gene Ontology annotation, biological process: 'de novo' IMP biosynthetic process. The record is from RefSeq and is a predicted model, not a curated record.